AUGGAUGACAAAUAUGAUACGAAAGAACUGAGGCAGAAAUUAAACUUUUCCUACAGUGAGGAAGAACCUGAGAGCAAAGGACAGAAGAAAGCACAAGAAAGCAGGGAGGCCCAGAACCAAACCCCAAAGAAGGGUAAAGGUCAGGACUUGGAGGCAAAGCUCUUUCUGUCUAGAACUCCCCUUAAAAACCUACGUGAACUCGACAUAUCUGAGGACGAACUUGACAUAUCUGAGGAAGAAGACAAAAGUCCAGAUCAGAUUCUGAAGAAUCUAGUGUCACCGCCUCUCCAAUGUCCUCAGACACCACCCCGACCAAACAAAAGGAGCGUGAUGCUUCACAGUGACCGCCCUUCUACUCCCGAAAACACUCCGAACCCGUUGGUGCUUUCUCCCGUAAAGAAGCGUCCACCCAAAAGCUCUAAGCACUUGAAAAUCACACCUGUUCCCUUUGGGAAUGAGAUGGCUUCAUUGGCUCUGGUCAAUAUCAAUCCCUUCACCCCAGAGUCCGAUAGAAAGUUAUUCCUUCAAUCCAGUGGCAAGAGGAAAAUCCAAGGAGAUCUUGAGGAAGCUGGUCUAGAGGAAGCCCAAGGGCCGUCUCCCAAGAGAUGUGUUCUACGAGAAACCAACAUGGCUUCCCGCUAUCAAAAAGAAUUCUUGGAGGUAGAAAAAAUUGGGGUUGGAGAAUUUGGUAUAGUCUACAAGUGCAUAAAGAGGCUGGAUGGAUGUGUUUAUGCAAUAAAGCGCUCUAUGAAAUCUUUCACAGAGUUAUCAAAUGAGACUUUGGCUUUGCAUGAAGUUUAUGCUCAUGCAGUUCUCGGGCAUCACCCCCACGUGGUGCGCUACUACUCCUCGUGGGCAGAAAAUGACCACAUGAUCAUUCAGAAUGAAUACUGCAAUGGUGGCAGCUUGCAAGCUGCUAUAGCUGAAAACACUAAGUCUGGUAAUCAUUUCCCAGAGCCCAAACUCAAGGAUAUCCUUCUACAGAUUUCCUUUGGACUUAAGUAUAUCCACAAUGCUGGCAUGGUGCACAUGGACAUCAAACCCAGUAACAUCUUCAUUUGCCACAGGAUGCAAAGUGAGUCCCUUGGAGUCUUAGACGAAGUUGAAAAUGAAGCUGAUUGGUUUCUCUCUGCCAAUGUGAUAUAUAAAAUCGGUAACCUGGGUCAUGUGACAUCAAUAAGCAAACCCAAAGUAGAAGAAGGAGACAGUCGCUUCCUGGCUGAUGAGAUUGUGCAAAAGGAUUACCAGAACCUUCCCAAAGCAGAUAUAUUUGCCUUGGGAUUAACAAUUGCAGUGGCUGCUGGAGCAGAGUCAUUACCUGCCAAUGGUGCUGCAUGGCACUGCAUCCGAGAGGGUAACUUUUCCGCCAUUCCUCAGGAGCUCUCAGAAGACUUUGACAGUCUCCUCAAGAGUAUGAUCCACCCUAAUCCAGGAGAGAGACCUUCUGCAGCAGCUCUGGCCAGAAAUCGAGUUCUACGCCCCUCCCUAGGGAAAGCUGAGGAGCUCCGGAAGCAGCUGAAUUUGGAAAAGUACAAGACGGCCACACUGGAAAGGAAACUGAGAGAAGCCCGGCAGGCCCAGUUCCCACAGGGAUACCCUGGGGUCGCUGAGACCCACGCACGAUCAGGAAGCAGGAAACACUUGGCGGGAAGAAAGAGUGAAAAAAAGUCUUCAAGCGUUAACCUGGGGUGA
Nycticebus coucang (slow loris) is the source of this 1692-nucleotide messenger RNA. RefSeq names its product wee1-like protein kinase 2. Gene Ontology annotation, molecular function: non-membrane spanning protein tyrosine kinase activity; ATP binding; magnesium ion binding. The record is from RefSeq and is a predicted model, not a curated record. Gene Ontology annotation, biological process: regulation of meiosis I; protein phosphorylation; mitotic cell cycle. Gene Ontology annotation, cellular component: nucleus. Bases 1 to 1692 code for a protein of 563 amino acids. Lineage: Eukaryota; Metazoa; Chordata; Mammalia; Primates; Lorisidae. The transcript has a single exon.